GCUGAGCUGAUCCACCACUGCAGUUGCAGAUCGAGAAGCGAAACCAUGGCGUCCAAGGCGCUCCUAGUGCUCGCGCUCCUGCUCGCUGCCGCCUUCCUUGUCGCCUCAGCUAACAACGAGCACACCCAGCUGAAGGAGGAGGAGAACAAGCAGGCCGGCGUGCAGGACUACCGCGGCGGCGGCGGUUACCCGUACGGCCGCUACCCCGGCGGCGGCUGGCGCGGAGGAGGCUACCCCGGCGGCGGCUACCCUGGCCGCGGGGGCGGCUACCCUGGCCGCGGCCGCGGCGGGUACUGCCAGUGGGGGUGCUGCAACCGCGGCUACUACGGCGGCUGCCGCUGCUGCUCGCGCCCCGACGAGAUCCCGGAGCCCAUGUACCGCCCGGAGUUCGUCGAGGUCCACAACUGAAUGAAGAAGAAGCUGCACCAACAGAUGCGUGCAAAGUCUUGCUUGUUGCCACGUACUACUACGGCCUAAGUAGUCGAUCGGUAAAAGUUUGGGUUCAACAAUAAAUGCAAUUAUGCAUGUGCGUGUGCAUGUAUGUCGGUGUGGUGAUUGGAGUCGACAUUUGUCGUCGUGUUUAAUUUCUCAGUUGGGAUCGUUCAAAUGGUGUGCUUGAUGUAGAAUGUAACUUUCAUGCAUGCAUGUAUAACAAUGCAUGCCAUCGAAUAAAAAUAAGA
Panicum hallii is the source of this 680-nucleotide messenger RNA. RefSeq names its product glycine-rich cell wall structural protein-like. The coding region runs from base 46 to 408 and encodes 120 amino acids. NCBI's taxonomy places the organism in Eukaryota, Viridiplantae, Streptophyta, Magnoliopsida, Poales, Poaceae. The record is from RefSeq and is a predicted model, not a curated record. The transcript has 2 exons.